UGUAACCUAUUUGCGUUCCAGCUGCACUCAUUCAUUCCUGAUAACACGUAGUUUCACUGCAAUUGUUCACAAGAACUGUGUAAACAUGAUUCUCAGAAGCGUUAUUUUAACUAGUCUAUUCCUAGUUGUGUCAACUCAAAAAUAUUACUGUAGUCAUGCAUCUGCUUUGAUGCUGAUGAAAAGACCAGCUUACGAGUUCUCUAUAAAGAUUCUGGAUAGAGUAUCCCAUGAGACCGGUGGACAUUUUGUUUUCUCUCCAAUGUCGACGUGGUUGCAAUUAAUGCUGCUGUCAGAUGGAGCAAGAGGAAGGACGUUGUCGGAGAUAUGGAAGGUGACAAGACAUCACAAGAUGAAAUGCUUUCGUAGCAAGAUCAGAGACAUUUUGAAUCUUACGGAUAAAGAAUUAAAGUUGAUGAAUAGACGUAGCAGCGUCAUUGUUAUAGAUAAAUUAAUGAAGGUGAACAAGCGAUUUAAGAAUGAAUCUGAGAAACAUAAUGGUGUAAAAGUGUUGUCUUUGGAUUUUAGUGACCCGGAGCAGGCAGCGGCUGAAGCAAAUGCUGUCAUAGAGUCUGACAUGGAUGGUGUAAUCACUGAGGGGGUUUAUCCGACUGAUUUCAACUACACGGUUCUUCUGAUGAUGGAUACGACGUACUUUAGAGGUGAUUGGAAAUUUCCUUUCAAUAGUGUCUAUACUACUGUGCAGCCGUUUUAUUCUCAGCAAGGUGAACAGCUCGGUGAUGUGAAGAUGAUGAAUCAAAUAUCGUAUUUCAAUCUAGUUGAUAUACCACGAAUAAAAGCUAGAGUGUUAGAACUUCCUUGCAGUGUAGACGAUCGGGUUUCAAUGUUAGUUUUUUUACCGACCGAAGGUACUGUAUUUGAUAUAUUCUUCUCUCUAAAUGCUAUUACACUAAGAACUAUCUUUAAUUUGUAUAAACAGAAAGGAAUGCAGCUGGUUAAUGUGAAAUUACCGAGGUUUAAAAUCAUCACUGAUGUUGACACUUUACCAGAAUUGUUGUAUGAUAUGGGAGUGAAGAGAGUUUUUUAUCCACAUCUUGCUGAUUUGAAAGGAAUUAGUGAAUACGGUGUUUACGCUUCUUUGAUGUCACAAAUCGCAGAUAUAGAGGUCAUAGAAAAAGGUAUCACGGCUAAAUCCGUUGCAGAAUUUUUGGUGACAGAUAAAAAGAAUACAGCUACAUUUUACGCAGAUCAUCCAUUUGCUUUUCUUAUCGUCGAUAAAAAGACUGAAAUGAUUUUAUUUGCUGGAAGUUACAAUACACCUUCUUUGUAUUAAAAUAAGGAAAGGAUGGGUAGGGGAAGUGG
This is a messenger RNA of Papilio machaon (common yellow swallowtail), 1320 nucleotides long. RefSeq names its product serine protease inhibitor 77Ba (gene serpin-14). Gene Ontology annotation, molecular function: serine-type endopeptidase inhibitor activity. The transcript is spliced from 2 exons. The coding region runs from base 86 to 1291 and encodes 401 amino acids. NCBI's taxonomy places the organism in Eukaryota, Metazoa, Arthropoda, Insecta, Lepidoptera, Papilionidae. The record is from RefSeq and is a predicted model, not a curated record.